Antrostomus carolinensis (chuck-will's-widow) is the source of this 1442-nucleotide messenger RNA. RefSeq names its product aurora kinase A (gene AURKA). Gene Ontology annotation, molecular function: protein kinase activity; ATP binding. Lineage: Eukaryota; Metazoa; Chordata; Aves; Caprimulgiformes; Caprimulgidae. The coding region runs from base 7 to 1254 and encodes 415 amino acids. The record is from RefSeq and is a predicted model, not a curated record. Gene Ontology annotation, biological process: protein phosphorylation. The transcript has 8 exons.
GGCACUAUGGACAAGGCUACGAAAGAGAACUAUGCCGGGUACCCCAGCCGUGCUGCGAAGAUUGCUAAUCCCAUUGUGGAUGGCCCGAAACGUGUCCCUGUGUCUCAGCAUUCUGCCCAGAGCCGGUUACUGAACAGUGGAGCUCAAGCACAACGUGUUCUGUGUCCUUCAAACUUUGCUCAGCGAGUUCCUGUGCAAUCACAAAAGUCUGUACUGUCAAACCAAAAACUGUCUAAUAACCAGACAACACAGCAGCCUCGACCAAAAUUUGUGGUCCAAGCAGCUUCUAGGCCUCAAGUUCCAAGCAAGAACAAUGAAAAACCUCAACAGGCUCCAGUACCUGCAAAAAAUUCUGAUGCAGAAAGCGCCCCUAAACAGAAAAAUGAGGAGACUGCUAAAAAGAAAAAUGAAGAAACUAAAAAAAGGCAAUGGUCCCUUGAUGACUUUGAAAUUGGUCGUCCUUUGGGGAAAGGAAAAUUUGGAAAUGUGUACCUGGCACGAGAAAAGCAGAGUAAAUUUAUUCUUGCACUGAAAGUGCUCUUUAAAACACAACUUGAGGAAGCUGGUGUAGAACAUCAACUACGAAGAGAAGUUGAAAUACAGUCUCAUCUUAGGCACCCCAACAUCCUCAGAUUAUAUGGCUACUUCCACGAUGUUACAAGAGUCUAUCUUAUUCUCGAGUAUGCACCUCGUGGAGAAGUCUACAAAGAACUUCAGAAGCUUACCAAGUUUGAUGAGCAAAGAACUGCUACUUACAUCACAGAACUAGCAGAUGCCCUGUCAUACUGUCAUUCAAAGAGUGUGAUUCACCGAGACAUCAAGCCGGAAAACUUGCUGCUUGGCUCAAAUGGAGAAUUAAAAAUUGCUGACUUUGGAUGGUCUGUGCAUGCUCCAUCUUCUAGGAGAACAACUCUCUGUGGGACACUUGACUACCUGCCUCCUGAAAUGAUUGAAGGAAGAACACACGAUGAAAAGGUGGAUAUUUGGAGCCUGGGAGUUCUGUGCUAUGUAGGGAAACCACCUUUUGAAGCAGUAACGUACCAGGAAACCUAUAGAGCUAUUUCCAGGGUGGAAUUCAAGUUUCCUCCAUUUGUAACAGAAGGUGCAAGGGAUUUAAUUUCGAAGCUCCUGAAGCACAACCCAUUCCAGCGAUUGCCCCUGAAGGAUGUACUUCUUCAUCCCUGGAUUACAGCAAACUCUACUAAGAUUCCUGACAGCAGAAAGAGUGAUGGUGCUGCCCCAUCCAGAACAUAGUCUUAGGAGGGGUAACCUCAUGGGAUCAACAAGAGGAGUCUUGUACUGUGACUACUGUAAUCCUUACAAUAGGAAAAGCAGGUCUUGGAGUCUAAUGGCAAUUGGAAUGCAAAUCUUUGGGUUGGCUGUUGUCUUAAACUCUAACUGCAAUGUACAAUUAUCUGACUUUUGGCUGGAGGUUGUGGAAU